AUGGCGCCCGCUCUCACCGACGCCCCAGCCGAAGCUCACCACAUCCGCUUCAAACUGGCUGCUCCCUCUUCCAGUUUGUCCCCAGCCAGUGCAGAGAACAACGGUAACGCCAGCAACAUCCUUAUCCACAGCAGUGGUCCCGCGAAGGGCAAGGCUGCCACAGAAGAGUGCCCGCUUGACUUUUGUGGAGGUGAUCAGGAGCAGGACCAGUCCCAGUCUGGCCCAGUGGCUCAGGCCUCUGCGCUGGGAAAGCUUCAACCUCUGGUGGCUUCUUACCUGUGCUCGGAUGUGACAUCUGUUGCUUCAACCAAGGAGUCAAUCAAGCUGCAAGGAGUCCUUAUCAAACAGUCUGUGCUUAAAAGUCACAGAAUCCUGCCUGCAUCCCUGCUCAACGGUGGUGGGGAGUUCUUGUUGAGGAAGAGGCAGGCUAUUGAACUCUCUGGUGGUCAUCUCAAAACGCUAAUGAGUGGAAGUACUAACGGAGGCAGCCAGCCUAUGUCUCCGGUCAAUGGUCUGGCUAAGAAGCUGGCCACAAUCCCCGGCUCUGGCUGCGUGGUGGCAGUAAACGGUGACAAACCUUCUGCUGCCACAGACUCUCAAACUCCAAACCAACCCCUGUAUUCAGAGACAGUAGAUGCCUCGCUAUCAGGGAAUAUAUCAUUGAAAGGAACCCUGAAACCGAAGCAUUCCUCAGGGGUUUCCCAAAAUGAUGGAAAUAACCUCGAAUCCACAGUGCUUCAACCUGCUGCACUAUCCUCCUUCACCCAAGAUGCCUCAAACUCCAGUGAACCAAGUGGACAUGAAGAGACUGAUUUGAACACACUUAAACAGCAACAGGGCUGUGAUGGAGACAAACCUGGGAGCAGCCAACAAGACUCUCUGGCCUGUGCACUUGUACCAGACUCUCCCCUUCCCUGUAGCUCCAAUGCGGACACCAUCGAUGCGCACAUUAGGGAGCGCACCCUCCUUAACAGUAACCGCCAGACGGAGAUCGAAGGCCGCCUUCGCCGCCUGCGUAAACGUCUUCAGGUGGUUCAGGCCAAGCAAGUGGAGCGGCACAUUCAGCAGCAGCUCGGGGGCUUUUUAGACACUGCUCUUAGUCGGUUAAUUUCUACUAACCGUAAGUCAGAGACCACUACCCCCACGGCUACAUGGAGGACUGGGCGCCACUCAAACAACAAAGAUGGUCUCAAUAGGUUUCUAAAAAGUGGGUCCAUGCCUUUGGAGCUAGAGCGGCUAUACUUGAGUGGAACAGCAAACCUUCACUCGGCAGAAACCGCCUUCGACUCGGACGUGACCGAAAGUAGCUCUGGAGGGGACUCUGACCUAGAGGAGGAGGAGCUGUCCCGGGUGGACAUUGAGCAGAGACAUGUCAAAAUAUGGAAGCGGGCGGAGAGUCGAUACACGGUGGAGCGCGCGGCAAUAAUCAGUCACUGGAACUGGCUCCAGGCUCACAUCUCCGACCUGGAGUACCGCAUCCGGCAGCAGACCGACAUCUACCGACAGAUACGGGCCAGCAAGGGCUCAGUGGAGUUGGGAGGCGUCGCUCCGAGUGUCGCAGAAGUCAAAUCAGAGCCUGUAAAUAGUUCGGACGCGGUUUCAGAACGGCUCGAGCACACGGCCGCCGCCCACAUCACCAACGCAGAGUCUACGGGAGCCCGGAAAGGCCAAAGCGGACAGCCUGUCAACGGCGCCCUCAGCAGGAUGGCAGAGUGUGCGGAGCGGCCCCUGCAGCCCUCGGCCCCCGACAGCUCGUGUGUGGCGGCUCGGACACGGCCCCUCACCAGCUGUCGCCGACGGAGACUCAUUCAGCCCAACUCUGUGCCCAACCUCAACGGCAAGGCCCCAAAGAGCUGUGUUCCGUGUAGCUGCAGAGUUAACACGAGCUGUGUGAUGUGUGGUGGCUGGCCCACCCCCAGAGAAGACCCUCAGUUUGAACUGCCCACCCUCGAGCGCCUGUCAAGGCUGGAUCUUGGCGUCCACCCCAUUCUGUCCUUCCCUGACGACGUGAGCGUCAGUCUGCGCCUGCAGCAGGUGAUGAAGAGUCAGUGGAACAUGAAGUCACUGGAGAGACGCAAACCUCUAAAGAAACUCUCCCUCAAACACAAGUUAUCCUCCUCCAAAGAGAAGCACAAGUUUACCAACUCGCUCAUGGCAGUCCGCCUGGGGCACUAUAAGAGCCGUGAGAAGCAGAGGCCGCUGGAGAGCGGCGGCAGCAGCAGUUCUGUCCUGAACACAUCCAGACUCGACAGUCAGUGCAAGACCUCCACUCCCCUCGGACCCUACGACAAGAGCUUCAGUCGCAAAAGAUUACGAGAGCACUCUCUGGAUCGCGCAGACAUGUCUCCCAAGCUUUUCAUGGACUCGACCUCGCCCUGCUCCACGCUGGCCCUGCACUCGUCGCUCCACAGCCCCCUCACACGACAGCUGUCCACCUCCUCUGAAAACUCCACUCCCCUGGGCCCUGGGGCCCAGAGCAUCAUCAGCACACCUCAGCAGCCGAUCAAGAGGAGGAGAGGAGAAAGUUCAUUUGACAUCAACAACAUUGUAAUCCCGAUGUCAGUAGCAGCCACCACCCGAGUGGAGAAGCUGCAGUACAAAGAGAUCCUCACUCCCAGUUGGCGAAUGGUGGAUAUUUUCUCUCAGAAAAUAACUGAAGAGGAGGAUCAGCGAGAGGCAAAGGACCUGUCAGACACAGCCUUUGUGCAGCACCACCAGCCGUACGAGGACCAGGAGAGGUCUCGCUGGUCCUGGAUGGCUCUGGCUCCAGCUCAGCGACGGGGCAGUAGGUCCGUGUCGUAUAAAUCCUUAGACGGUCGCACCACGCCGCUGCUGUGUGGGACAAACCCGCCCACGCCUCAGCCCGCCUCCCCCGACCCCGGACACUGCCCCCUGCUGCACGACUACAGCCACGUGCCGUCGCCCAUGAGCCCCCCCAGCCCCGACAACACGUCCAACCCCCACACGCCGUGCUCCCGCGACUCGCUGCGCCUGCUCUCCUCCGAGGACACGCGCUGCUCCACGCCAGACUUCUCCUUCGAAGAACGGAUGGUGGCGCCGUGGGAACGCCGUAGCUUCCCCAUGGCUGAAGACCCCGCCCUCGAGCCAGAGGUGGAGAUCAGGCCCAGGAUCAGGAGCAUCUCAGGUUGCCGAGCAACAGCCUUUGGGAGGCUGGAUUCUGACGACAUGGACCUGCCCUGUGACGAAGACUCCAAACACAGGACGUCCCAGCGAUGA
Messenger RNA from Knipowitschia caucasica, 3237 nucleotides. Lineage: Eukaryota; Metazoa; Chordata; Actinopteri; Gobiiformes; Gobiidae. The record is from the annotation of a GenBank genome assembly.